AUGAACCGGCAAACUUACGGCACGAGAGCGGGAGGUGGAGGCAGGUCCUACAGUGCUGCCUCAGCUAUUGUACCAAGUGGUGGCAGGGCUGGCUUCAGUUCGAUGUCUGUGGCACGGUCUGGAGGAGGUGGAGGUGGUUUUGGAAGGCUCAUUGGAGGAGGAGGUGGUGGUGGUGGCGGUUUUGGCAGCAGGAGCCUCUACAACCUUGGUGGUAGCAAGAGGAUAUCCAUUGGUGUUGGAAGCAGCUUCCGAGCUGCUUUUGGGAGUGGAGCUGGUGGUGGAUCUGGCCUAGGAGGUGGUGGUGGUGGUGGUGGUGGUGGUGGUGGUGGACUUGGUGGUGGUGGAGCUUGUGGCAGUCUUGCACUUGGUCUUGGUGGUGGAGGUGGUGGCUAUGGCUUUAGUGGGGGUGCUGGUGGGCUUGGUUUUGGUGGAGGUACUGGUGGGCUUGGUUUUGGUGGUGGACAAGGAGGUGGUGGAGGAUUUGGCUUUGGUGGAGUGGGGGGGAUGGGAGGAUUCGGUGGAGGGCUGGGUGGUGGCAGGAACCCAGCAGGAUUUAGUGGUGGCCCACAUGGCGUUGGUACGAUCCAAGAAGUGACUGUGAACCAGAGUCUCCUGGCACCACUGAACCUGGAGAUAGAUCCAGACAUCCACCAGGUGCGAAAAGACGAGAAGGAGCAAAUCAAGACCCUCAACAACAAGUUUGCUUCUUUCAUUGACAAGGUUCGCUUUCUGGAGCAGCAGAACAAGGUGCUUGAGACCAAAUGGACCCUCCUGCAGGACCAGGGUCAAAAAACCAACUCAGGCAAAAACAACCUGGACCCACUCUUUGAGGCUUACAUCAACAACUUGAAACGGCAGCUGGCCAACCUGCUCAACGAGAGGGGACGCAUGGAUGGGGAACUGAAGAACAUGCAAGACCUCGUGGAGGAUUUCAAGAACAAAUACGAAGAGGAAAUCAACAGACGCACGGCAGCGGAGAAUGAAUUUGUGGUGCUGAAGAAGGAUGUGGAUGCUGCUUACAUGAGUAAGGUAGAGCUGGAGGCCAAGGUGGAUGCCCUGACUGAUGAACUCAGUUUCCUUCGAGCCCUCUAUGAUGCGGAGCUGGCUCAGCUCAGCGCACAAGUGUCUGACACUGCUGUCAUUCUGUCAAUGGACAACAACCGGGACCUGGACCUCAGCAGCAUCAUCGCUGAAGUCAAAGCUCAGUACGAGGAUAUUGCUAACAGGAGUCGGGCUGAGGCGGAGGCGUGGUACCAAACCAAGUUCGAGGAGCUGCAGGCCACAGCGGGGAAGCACGGGGACGACCUGCGCAACACAAAGGGGGAGAUCGCUGAGCUCAACCGACUGAUCCAGAGGAUCCGCUCAGAGAUAGAGAACACGAGGAACCAGUGUGCCACCCUGCAGACAGCCAUCGGAGACUCUGAGGAGCGUGGGGAGCUGGCCCUCAAAGAUGCCAAGGCAAAGAUGAUUGACCUGGAGGAUGCUCUGCAGAAAGCCAAGGCUGACAUGGCCCGGCAGCUGCGCGAGUACCAGGAGCUAAUGAACGUCAAGCUGGCCCUGGACAUCGAGAUCGCGACCUACAGGAAGCUGCUGGAGGGCGAGGAGAGCAGGCUGAGCGGAGAGGGACUCAACCCCAUCAGCUACUCUGUCAUCAGCUCCAGCUCUGGCAUGGCUGGUGGAGCUGGGUUAGGAGGAUUUGGUGGACUGAACCUAAGUGGAGGAGGCGGUGGAAGCGGCUUUGGUCUCGGAGGAGGCGGUGGAAGCGGCUUUGGUCUCGGAGGAGGCGGUGGAAGCGGCUUUGGUCUCGGAGGAGGCGGUGGUGGUGGAGGUUACAGCUUUGGCAGUGGAGGAGGACUUGGACUCGGGGGUGGCGGUGGUGGUCUCGGAGGUGGAUUUGGAGGAGGCAGUGGUCUCGGCAUUGGAAGCAGUCUUAGCUACGGAGGAGGUGGCAGCAGCGGUCUGAGCACCAGUGGAGGGAAUUUCAGCUCUGGAAGUGCAAAAGGCGGCACCAACCCAGGUGUGAAAAUCGUCUCCAAAACCUCCUCCAGCAAAAAGAGCAUAAAAAGCCAAAGCCUGAAGAGUGCUACACAGCCUGAGUAA
Messenger RNA from Falco peregrinus (peregrine falcon), 2100 nucleotides. RefSeq names its product keratin, type II cytoskeletal cochleal-like. Gene Ontology annotation, biological process: intermediate filament organization; keratinization. The record is from RefSeq and is a predicted model, not a curated record. The transcript is spliced from 9 exons. Bases 1 to 2100 code for a protein of 699 amino acids. Lineage: Eukaryota; Metazoa; Chordata; Aves; Falconiformes; Falconidae. Gene Ontology annotation, cellular component: keratin filament. Gene Ontology annotation, molecular function: structural constituent of skin epidermis.